Plasmodium vinckei vinckei is the source of this 1539-nucleotide messenger RNA. Its product is annotated as inner membrane complex protein 1h, putative. The record is from RefSeq and is a predicted model, not a curated record. The transcript has a single exon. The coding region runs from base 1 to 1539 and encodes 512 amino acids. Lineage: Eukaryota; Apicomplexa; Aconoidasida; Haemosporida; Plasmodiidae.
AUGUAUCCAAAUACUAGCGAAACAAAUAAGGAUUAUGGAGAAAAUGGGGAUGAAAUAAAUUAUGAUAAUUUAGCUAAUUCUAUGCUGGAAAAAAUGGAUAAGCAAAUAUAUGACGAAGCAUCAGGUUUUAAUUCGAAUUCAGAAUAUAUUAACAAAGGGGAAAGAAAAGAAAACAGUUCUGCUAAUAAUCUUUAUCAAGAUGAAAAAACAAAUAGCCCAUAUAAUAUGAGAAUAGGAACAAAUGAAUACAGUAACGCUCAUAGAGAAAAUACAAUAGAUGAGCACACUUUAUAUGGAGGUUCAUAUCCUCGUAAAGUUAUGACAGCAUUGGGACCAUUGCCUUUACCCGAAGAAUUCAAAAAAAAUAUUCCUGAAAAAUUUGUAGCUAAACCUAUAAUAGAAGAAAGAGAAAUAUAUGUAUCUAAAAAAGAAAGAAAACAAAGAGAAAUAGAAAUACCCCAUGUAAAAUAUGAACAUACUUUUGAAAAAAUCAAAAAAUUGUUAAAAGUAAAUAAAUUAGUACCAAGUGUGUCUGAAGUAAUUAAAGAAGUACCAAAAGAAGUUCUAAAACCAGUAAUAGAAGAAAAAAUAAUUGAAGUACCACAAGGAGUAAAAUAUAUAGAAGUUCCAGUAGAAGUUCCAUGCUUGUAUCCUCCAAAAAUUGUACCAAAAGUAGUAACUCAAUAUGUAGAAAGAAUAGUAGAAACAAUAAAACCAGUAGUUCAGGAAAAAAUUAUAGAAGUCCCACAAACUGUUAUAAAGCAAGUACCAAAAAUAAAAACAGUUGAAGUUCCUUAUUAUGUCCCUAGAUACGUUGAAAAAGUUGUUGAAGUUCCAUUUAAACCUAAUGGAGAAAUGCCACGAUUAGGUACACACAUUCCUUUCCCUAUUUCAGAAUCAUUUCCACCAUUAAAACCGACACAACAUUUGAAUAACAAUCAACCCCAAUAUGGAUUUGAUGAAAACCAGCAUACUAUGAUACCUCAAUUGUAUUGUAACACAUUUAAUGAGCAACAAGAUUACCGAAAUAAUUCUGAACAAAAUAUGCAAAAUCAAGAAAAUACUCCAUUAACUGUUUUAAAACCAAUAAACUCGAAAUUUGCAAAUAGUAAUAAUACUCAUAAAAAUUCCCUAUUAUCUACAAAUUCAUUUAUGAGAUCAAAUAUGGAUUAUAGACAAAAUAAUUCGAAUUUGUAUACACAGAUAGAAAACCUACCAAAUAUACACAAUUUGCCAGAGGGACUAAAAUGGAACUAUCCUGAUGGAGUAGUACCACCACAUCCAAGAAAUAAUAGCAAUAAUAUGCCUCCUCUUGUUUUUACAUGCCCUCCUGAAAUUGGAAAGGUUACAUGUACUAAAAAAGAUAUACAACCGGAUAUUCUCACAAAAACUGGGGUUUAUGAAUUUGAUGGCUUUAAAAAAAAUGGAACAUCUCAGUCUCUAUUCCCUCCUUUGGCUCACAAUGCCCGAGUUCCUUUCUUACCUCCACCAGCUGUACCUGGAACUCCAGAUGUUAAAGCUAUUCAGAAAAACAUCUAA